This is a messenger RNA of Puntigrus tetrazona (Sumatra barb), 6608 nucleotides long. It is a transcript of the gene thbs4a, whose product is annotated as thrombospondin 4a. The transcript is spliced from 21 exons. The record is from RefSeq and is a predicted model, not a curated record. The coding region runs from base 1451 to 4297 and encodes 948 amino acids. Gene Ontology annotation, biological process: cell adhesion. Gene Ontology annotation, molecular function: calcium ion binding. Gene Ontology annotation, cellular component: extracellular region. Lineage: Eukaryota; Metazoa; Chordata; Actinopteri; Cypriniformes; Cyprinidae.
AAUUAAUAAUAAAAAAAAUACAUCAGUCAAAUAAUUGCGUCAAAUAAAUGAACAAACAGUGUUGGGGAGUAACUAUAGUUACAAGUAACAUGUGACUGUAAAUAGUUACAGAGAAAAAGUGUAGUCAUAUUACAUAUUUUAAUCAAAAUGUUAACGAUAACAAAGGGGAUUAGUCGGAAUGUUUUCUCACACAUGCUGAUUUCAUUUAUCCCCCUCCCCAGCAUGUGCAUAAACCCAAAUUUAUUUCUACGGUAUUUGGGUUUCUUUUAUUUUUUAGAUUUUUAGAUUUUAGAUAUUCUUUCGCAGAUUAGCUGCUUUGUUAGGUGUCAGUGUUUCCUGACAUAUUUGUUUUUCAAAAAACUUUUAUAGCUAUAUCUUGUUAUGACUUUAAAUCUGUAUUUAACCUCGAAAGGAACGCUGAGGUUAAAUGUAGGUGCUAAAGUCUGAUUUUGUGGUGUUUGUACCUUAAAAAUAAAUAAAAGGAUUUUAAGAUUUUAUAGAAGGAUUUUAAACAGUCUGACAGUAAUCAGUGUGGAGCACUGGUGUAGGAUUAAUUCAUUAAUUAGUUACAUUAGCCUACUUUGCUACUUAUUACAUAGGGUACUUUAAUCUGUAACUUAUGACAUUUCUAAAGUAACAUGUAACACUGUAAAUAAAUAAUAGAAAUAAAAUAAAAAUACAUUAUAUAGAUGUGUAUUUAGGAUAAUCUACAAUUGUGUUGUUAUUAUUAUUGUUUUAUAUGAGAAUCUGCAAGAUACAAUACACAGGCAGUUGUAGAGUUAAUGUGGUAAACUCAUUCAUAUGAAGCUGAAAGUUUAAUUGAUUUUCCAUAACUCAUCUGUUGUAACACUCAAACUGGCAAGGCUCAGCAUGGACAUGUCACGCCAGAUCAUUCCUGUAAAUGUGUUCUUUCUUUCUUUCUUUCUUUCUUUCUUUCUUUCUUUCUUUCUUUCUUUCUUUCUUUCUUUCUUUCUUACUUACUUUCUCUCUUUCUUUCAUAUUUAGCAAAUUGUUUGGUUAAGUACAGUCAAAUUGUUAAGCCAUUAUUAUAAAAUGAUUCAAAAAAAAAAUUAUUAAUUGCAACCUUUAACUAGCUGGAACAGGUUCUGACCGAAACCCAAAGCAUAUACUUCCAUCAUUUACCAUCAUUAACAAAGAGCCCUUUAGAAGGUUUUGAUCUGACCUGCUCAAAGCAAUAUGUGACUGGUAAAAAGCACAGAAGCGUUCUGGAGGAGGUGCUUGGUCACACCUUAUAUAUAGAGACAUCUGAAAAGCGUAAAUCACUUGAGCACCAGUCUGGUUCUCGUUGAUCUGCAGGACUACAGGGAACAGGCAGUUCUGUUUUGACGGCUACUGAUCUAGACUGAAUCAGGGCUCAGAACAGAAACUAUUUUUCCAGGAAUAAGGGUGGAACACUUCAGCUGGAUUUUGUGACAUACAAUUUUUUAAAAUGGGUACUUGGAUAAGAACCAUAUUCAGUUUACAGUUAAUGUUGCAACUAUUUGAUACAGUGAUAACACAAGGAAUUGUCUAUGAUCUUCUGGUGUCACCGGAUUGCUUACCUGACCUUUUGCAAGGAGGAAUACAGGCGAAGAACAUGGACAAUGCUUUUAUCCUUGCAAGCCUUCAGCUGCAAAACAAAACUUCAUCUCGGGUCUUCCGGAUCUUCAAUGCCCUGGACAACACAGAUUAUUUUGAUUUCACCGUUCAAGGGAAAACCAACAGAGUCGUUUUGAAAUUUCUGAAAAGCAAUGGAAAGAUUGGAACAAUCAGUUUCAGUAAAGUGCAGCUGACAGAUGGUCAGCAACACCAUAUACUGCUCCACUUCAGCGGGCUGCAGCAGGGCACCCCCGCCAUGGCCCUCUAUGUGGACUGCAGGCUGGUAGAGAGAGUGCAGGACGUCCCGCUAGCCUUCAAAUCACUGCCGCAGGGCCGGAAACGAGUCACACUCAAGACACUGCCAACAUCAUCCCAGGACAAGUUGACAGACCUCAAACUCGUGCUUGAUGAGUCUAUUGAUAAUGUGGUGGAGCUUCAGGACUGCAGUGAUACAGAGCAGGGGGAACAGACGGAAACACUGCAACUCCUGGGAACAACUUCAAAAAUGAAUGCUGGUCCAAUGUUUGAGCUCAUGCGAAUGAUCCAAGAGUUGAAACAGAAGGUUGAUCAGCAGACCAAAGAAACCGCUGACUUGAGAAAGACUAUCAUGGAGUGUGUUCAAUGCAAUGAUGCGGUUGGAUGGGACAAAGCAGGACUACAGAAUAAAAAGCAGUCCAAGUGCAGGCCAGGGGUCUGUUUUAAGCCGGAUAUGUGUAUUGAAACAGCUGAAGGUGUGGAAUGUACACCCUGUCCUCAGGGCUACACUGGAGAUGGGGUUCGAUGUGACGAUAUAGAUGAGUGCCAGUUCGACCCAUGCUUCUCUGGUGUUCGGUGUAUUAACACUGUACCAGGGUUCAGAUGUGAGAAGUGUCCACAAGGCUUCACUGGUCCAGAUAUUCAGGGUGUGGGCGUUCACUAUGCCCAGACAAACAAACAAAUAUGUAAUGAUAUUGAUGAGUGCCAGGUUGAUAAUGGUGGCUGCACACCCAAUUCAUUCUGCCAUAACACAGUGGGUGCAUUUCACUGUGGGAUGUGCAGGACUGGAUUUACAGGUGACCAGAAUAGCGGCUGCGUAAGUACUGGCCUGGACCCUGCUCCUCUAGUUGACAGGCUGUGUGGGAACGGCCAGCCAAACCCAUGUGACAUCAAUGCAGAGUGUGUUGUGGAAAGAGAUGGGAGCGUCAGCUGUGCGUGCAAAAUUGGCUGGGCAGGAAAUGGCUACGUGUGUGGAAAAGACACAGACAUCGACGCUUAUCCAGAUAGUAAACUUCAGUGCAGAGAUGGAACCUGCAAGAAGGAUAACUGCAUGUUUGUUCCAAACUCCGGCCAAGAAGACGCAGACAGAGAUGGAAAGGGAGAUGCGUGUGAUGAGGAUGCAGACAGUGAUGGCAUCUUUAAUGAUCAGGACAACUGCUGGUUGGUUCCUAACAUAGACCAGAAGAACAGUGAUAAAGAUCUCCAUGGUGAUGCUUGUGAUAAUUGCGUCAACGUGGAGAACGCGGACCAGCGGGACACAGAUAAAGAUGGACUGGGAGAUGCCUGCGAUGAUGACAUAGACGGAGAUGGUUUGAAGAACUUCCUGGAUAACUGCCAGAGGGUUCCCAACCCUGAUCAGAAGGACAAAGAUAAUGAUGGUGUUGGUGAUGCAUGUGACAGCUGCCCUGAUGUGCCAAACCCCAAUCAGUCUGAUGUUGACGAUGAUCUUGUUGGAGACACUUGUGACACAAACAUUGACAGCGAUGGAGAUGGUCAUCAGAACACCAAAGACAACUGCCCCAACAUCAUUAACAGCGCACAGCUGGACACUGAUAAAGAUGGGCUCGGAGACAAGUGUGAUGAUGAUGAUGAUAAUGAUGGCAUUUUGGAUGAUGAAGAUAAUUGUAGACUGGUACCAAACCCAGACCAAAAGGACGAAAACAAUGAUGGGGUGGGUGAUGCCUGCACUGGAGACUUUGACAAAGAUCAUGUGAUAGACCGAAUCGACACCUGCCCUGAGAAUGCAGAGAUCACUUUGACUGACUUCAGAGCCUAUCAGACCGUGGUUCUGGAUCCAGAGGGAGAGGCUCAGAUCGACCCCAAUUGGGUUGUUCUUAAUCAGGGGAUGGAGAUUGUCCAAACCAUGAACAGCGACCCGGGACUAGCUGUUGGAUACACAGCAUUCAGUGGCGUAGACUUUGAGGGCACCUUCCACGUGAAUACAGUGACCGACGACGACUACGCAGGCUUCAUCUUCGGCUACCAGGAUUCCUCCAGCUUCUAUGUGGUGAUGUGGAAGCAGACGGAGCAGACGUACUGGCAGGCAGUGCCCUUCCGAGCCGUGGCUGAGCCUGGCAUUCAGCUUAAGGCUGUGAAGUCUAAAACCGGGCCUGGGGAGUUCCUGAGGAAUUCUCUGUGGCACACAGGAGACACAAACAAUCAAGUGCGCUUGCUGUGGAAAGACCCUCGUAACGUCGGCUGGAAAGACAAGGUGUCCUACCGCUGGAAUCUGAAGCACAGACCCCAAGUGGGAUACAUCAGUGUGAAGUUUUAUGAAGGUACCGACUUGGUUGCAGACUCUGGAGUUGUUAUUGACACCAGUAUGAGAGGAGGCCGUCUCGGAGUGUUCUGCUUUUCACAGGAAAACAUCAUCUGGUCCAAUCUGAGGUACCGCUGUAAUGACACAAUUCCGGAAGACUAUACAGAACAAGCCAAGGAGUAAUGAAACCGGAGAGCACUACUAGUGACGUGACUGAUGUUUGGGGUACUUUUAUUUCUAGUACAACAUGGGCCUUUUACCGACUUUUGCAUUCAAGACAAAUCCAGUUUUAUAGUUAUGCUGAAUUUACACUUCUGAAAUGUUUACUGCACAAAAAUACAGUUCAGCAGGAAAGAACGAAGCUUGUGUGUUACGAAACGCUCAAUAAAUGUUUUAAUAUGAAUAAAUACAUUGAAAUGGUCAGGUUUUGUGCUUGGAGAAUAUUGUAGACAUGUAAUCUUAAAGUGACAGUUUAAACAAAUGUAAAAAUAAAAUGACUAUAAAAAUAUAAAAAAAAUACGAUAAUAUAAAAUAAAAAAGUUUUGGGGUCAGUAUAAAGGUUUUCAACAUUCAUAAAUGUUUUCUUAGGCAGUAAAUCAGCUAUAGUAGCUGCAAAAAAAAUCAGCAUUCCCUUCAAAAGGAAUAAAUUACAUUUUUUAAAUAUAUCGAAAAAUUUAAAAAUAUAUUUUAUUAAAUAUAUUCCUUGGUGAGCAUAAGAGACUUCUUUCAAAAACUUUAAUCCACAGAGAAAAAAAUAAAAAGGUUGUUUCACCAUAAAUUGCACUUAAAAUUUCAUAUAGUAUACGUGUUAGCCAUUUCCUUUCUGUGCACAACUACAAAUUAAAAAAACCCAUGUAUUAAAACAUUAAAUAAAGUAACAGACUUACACCAUUUUAUUCAUUUGCUUUUUUUAUUGAAAGAACUGGAAAUAUCAAUAAAAACACUAAAAAGAAUGUUGAUCCUGCAGCAGUUAAACACGUAUGACUUCCUUUCAUGGAACGUACUGAAAUGAUAGGAAAAAGUAAAUAACAAUAAAGAAAGAAAAAACAAAUCUAUGCAUAUAAAUGAGGACAAGAGUUGUUUGUAAACUUGCUGUACAUAUUUUUGGAUUAUAAUGUCUUCAUGCAAAAUUAGUGAAAACAGCACAAAGCGCGAGAUUACAUUUUUUGCAAUAUUAUGAGUACAUCUAGUGGUCAUCUUUACAAUGGGCUAUUUACAUAAAGCACAUAUUGCAAUCAAAUGUCACUUAUGUUUAGCAUAUUUGUAAAUAAAGAAAAACAAUGUUUAAUCCAGACAAACAUUUUAAACCAAAUACUAAGCAUUCGAUUUUUCAUGAACAGUAUGCUUACAGCUUAAUGCAGUUGUAGCAGGUAGAGUUUAAGGCAAUCGUUACCUAUUUGCUAAUUCUGAUUUAUAUAAAGGCCAAAAACAUCAUCACAGGAAUAUAAACACAUGCCGGCUCUAAUCUAGAGAUUUUGGUUUGUCAAAGCAAGUGGGACAGCUACAACUGCUACACAGGAAUAACCAUAAAAUGUCAAAUAAUUCCAGUUCUAGAUAUUUCCUUCAUCGACAACACUUUAUUAUUAUUAUUUUUUUUUUUUACCAGGGAGCAUCAGAAGCGCUGCAUUAAGUCUAAUACGUGCAUCUCCUGUAAACUUAAACUGAAUACCACAAACAAGAAACACAAACAUGCACUUAUAGCAACAAAAACCUCUUCAAGAUUAAAUAGAAUAGCUGUAACAAUGCGUUUUAAGUAUAAAAGAUCGUACAAACUCAUUUUUUGACAAAUGACAUGCUUGCAAGUCUAGUGCAUGAGCUGGAAUAAAAUAUUAUAGGACAUCCAUGUUCUAAAGCACCAUUUAAAUUGUAACGAAAAUCGAAAAAAAUAAGAAAAAUCUAUAGCUUCAGUGUUGCUGUUGGCCAUGUAACAAUUUGUGUGGCAGUUUGGGGUUUUGGGGCAUAACGGUGUGGCCUUGGCUUUGCCCGUCCGGUCCAAAUCAUCAUAAAAACAUUUACUGGGAAUGGCAGUCGCAUGCUUUCCUUAAAACGGUGAUUCACAGGAAACAGCACGUGGAAUUAAUCACUACCUGAGAUUUUUUGAUGGAGCCGAAAGACAGGAAACUCGCGAAGGAAUGUUGCGGACAUAUUUGGAAAUAUUGUUUUGGUGUUGUUUCAUAAGGAAUUAUUAGGGUGCUUCAAUAAAUGCAGUAACGUGACAUCUCAUGUGAGUACAUUUAUUCACAUAUAUGUACAAGGGAUAAUUUUGCACAGUCGUUUCUUAGCUGGUUUUGAUCAUGUUUCCAUGAGUGCAACUGGUGGUGUAGUGUUGUGGUUUUGCAAGGCAGCGCUCUCCUAACUAAAGAAAAAAGAGAUCAAUUAAAUAAAUAUGUACAUUUACUCAAAUAGGAAGUCUUGUUGCCUUAGUGAAACACCCUUAAAGUGAAAUACUACUACAAAACACGCUUGAAGACCUUUCGAGAAGAAACGAACGAAU